AUGGAAGUAUAUAAUCUAGUGAAAAAAAAAGCUGAAGAAACACACGGGGAAACUUUCAAGGAAUUUUUUGCAUAUUUUGAAAGUUCUUGGCUUUUGAAAAUUAAACCUCAAAGCUUUACUGUUUAUGGCAUGUUAAGUGACAGAACCAACAACCAUCAGGAAUCUUUUCAUCGAGAUAUGAAUAAGUUAGUAGCGGCACAUUCACAUACCAACGUUUUCAUUAAUGGACUAAAAAAAGUUUUUGAAAAAUCACGUCGAAUUAAGGCACAAAUAGAAAUUGGGACGUAUUGCACUCGAGAGGCAAAAAAAAAAACAGAAGAAUCUAAUCAAGAAAUUCAUUCAUUUUGGAGAGAAUUAGAUGCGAAAAUGAUAACGGGCAUAACAAUCGAAUACAUGGUCGAUAAAUUAGAAAAUUUUUAUAUGACUGAUUACUUAGACGAUUCGACUGACGAAGAUGUGAGCAGUGAAGAAGAAUAA
Messenger RNA from Cotesia congregata, 477 nucleotides. The record is from the annotation of a GenBank genome assembly. NCBI's taxonomy places the organism in Eukaryota, Metazoa, Arthropoda, Insecta, Hymenoptera, Braconidae.